Molecule: messenger RNA, 1380 nt
Organism: Effrenium voratum
Lineage: Eukaryota; Dinophyceae; Suessiales; Symbiodiniaceae
Source: the annotation of a GenBank genome assembly
AUGGCAAGUGCAGCUCGAUUCCGAGACGAAGAAGAUUCGCCCAGAGAACCUCAUCUUGCUGGAGGACGGCCACGUCUCGAGCCCAGCCGCCGCUGCCAAGCUUUUGAAGGACUUGCUCCAGACGGGCGGCGCCGAUGCCAUGCUGGCUGCCUUGCGCCAACGGCGGCAGGAGGUGGACUGGGCGUUUCUGGAGACCGUGUCAGCCAAUCUCUCGGAGGCAAAAGCCAGAGGUUACGCUGUGAUGAAAGAGCAAGUCCUCUCGCGGUUGCUCUCUGCGGUGAAGGAGGUUCUGGCGAUGCGAGAGCCAACGCCCCGAACGGUGGUUCUUCCUCCGCCAGCGCUCGACGCGAGACCGCCUGGGGCGGAGCUGCGGCAGAGGGCUUCCUCCAAGUCGUCUCCGCACUGCUGGACUGGCAAGGCUACGCCGUGUGUGACAACUUCGCGUCGGGCGCGGACGUGCGCUUACUGGCAGAAGAGCUGGCAUCCUACGACCGGGACUUCGAGACCGCUAAGAUCUGGGUGGGGAAGCAGGCCACGGGCGCGCAGCUCACGGUGCCCACGGUGCGCUCAGAUCGGAUCUUUUGGGUGUGCGGCGAGCACAGGACGCAUCAGCGCGAGAUGCUCUGGGACUCAGCAGGUAAGCAGCCUUCAUCGGGGCUUGCGCCCUGUCGCCCGGAGGUUGUUAUGGACAAGUCAACGCAUGGGUUUCCUCGCUUGACGACUACGAUGAACUGCGUGGAUGACUUCAUCUUGAAGGGCUUGUCUUCGCGUGUCUCUCGCUUGGCUGGCUUGGCGGAGCGCUCCGAUGCCAUGGUCAGCAUCUACGAGAAUGGAUCUCGCUUCCAGAAGCACGUGGACAAUCCCAAUCAAGACGGUCGAGUAUUGACAUCCAUCGUGUACCUCAACACCGGUGAUCCCUGGAAGGCAGAGGACGACGGUGGACAGUUGCGGAUGUUUCUCGAUGGCGAGCCUCCGAUAGACCUGAUGCCCGACACCGGGCGCAUGGUGCUAUUCUGGGCCGAUCGCAUUCCCCACGAGGUUCUGCCUUCCAAGCGCCGGCGAAUGGCUCUGACUUACUGGAUGUGGUUCGACCGCCAGGAGCGCGAAGCCAAAGUUCGGCAGCUCGGGGACGCCGAGACGCAGCUGCAGACCAAAGAGGAGAGACUCGCACAGGAGUUCAUCGCCUUUAUGCUGAGCGAGACCUCAAAGUGUGAGGACAUCGCCCAGCGCGCCCAGGCCUUGCCAAAGAAGUCCUUGGACGUCGUGGCGACUGUGGUUGGUGCUUCCAAUGCCAAAGACGAAGCCUUGGAGGGCAUCCAGCGCCUGUCGCAGGAGGACUUGGAGCGGCUCCGCAACUCUAUGGGCAAGAUGGGCCUAUGA